AUGGCCACACCAUUUAUAGCUGGGGUUGCAGUAGCUGGGGCUGCACUUGCUGGUAGAUACGGAAUCCAAGCAUGGCAAGCAUUCAAGGCAAGGCCUCCAAGGCCCAAAUUCAAGAAAUUCUACGAGGGCGGUUUCCAACCUACCAUGACCAAAAGAGAAGCUGCUCUUAUUCUUGGCAUCAGGGAGAGUGUUCCGGCGGAGAAGGUGAAGGAAGCACACAGGAGAGUGAUGGUUGCAAACCAUCCAGAUGCAGGUGGUAGCCAUUUCUUGGCUUCUAAAAUCAAUGAAGCUAAAGAUGUGUUGCUCGGCAAAACCAAAGGCAGUGGAUCCGCUUUUUGA
Messenger RNA from Microthlaspi erraticum, 339 nucleotides. NCBI's taxonomy places the organism in Eukaryota, Viridiplantae, Streptophyta, Magnoliopsida, Brassicales, Brassicaceae. The record is from the annotation of a GenBank genome assembly.